Orycteropus afer afer is the source of this 1944-nucleotide messenger RNA. NCBI's taxonomy places the organism in Eukaryota, Metazoa, Chordata, Mammalia, Tubulidentata, Orycteropodidae. The record is from RefSeq and is a predicted model, not a curated record.
AUGAAGCCUGAGAGCCUGGAGGACUCUGUGCUGGAUACAGUGGAGCCACAGAGCCUGGCGGGCCUACUGAAUGAGUCAAAGAGUCCCCAGGAGAAUGGCUGUGGGCAUCCUUCCUUCCUGCACCUACAGAGGGAGUCUGAGGCCAGUGAACUAGUCAUCUACUCGCUGGAAGCAGUGACAGCCACGGGGAAAGACAGCAAGUACCGCUCAAAGGAGGGAGACAGGCCUGUAGACCAGCUAGAUGACUCCUACCUCAGGAUCUCUUCCAUUGGCUCAAAGGAGCAGAGCCCACUUGAGGACUCGGAGGAGUCAGAGGCAGACUUGGAGUGCAGCUUUGGCACCGUCCACUCCUCCCCUCCACGGCCUGACCCAGACCCUCAGUUUGACAUGAAGGUGCCCCAUAUACCAGGUAAGCAGGGGCCAGACACGGAGAAGGAGCUGUCCGUACCAGAGGGCCUAGGCCUACCCAGCAGCUCCCUGCCCCAGACCCCUGAGCAGGAGAAGUUCCUCCGCCACCACUUCGAGACACUUACCGAUCACUUCCACAGGACCCUGAGAGAUGUGAAGGUCUCUGAGGCUGAAGACUUCCUCCUCAGUCCCCGGCUAAGCAUCUCAGCCCAGUUCCUGUCCCACCUCCAGAAGAAACCCAGGUUCACUCACACUUUCCCGCCCCAGCUUCCCCCACACCUCAUGAAGCCCUCAGAGGACCAAGGGGAGGGGAACCAGCCCAGAGCAGAGGGCCUGAGAGCAGGCACUGGCUACACCUCCCCAGAUCAGACCAAUGUCCUUUCAGGAGAGAAGACUGAGGAGAUCCUGGAGACCUUCGAGGCCUGGCGACCGCUGACCCCCUGCCUCACAGGCCUGGUACCCUGUGCCCCCUCCUCAUCAGUGCUGCCCACAGACAAGAAGCCCCCGCCACCCUCAUCUGUACCCACCCCAGGCCCGGCUCAGGGUGCCUACCUUCCCUCCACCAACUCCUACAUGGAAGCCACUGCCAGCUCCCGUGCCAAGAUGUCACGCAGCUUGUCCCUCAGGGACGGUGCUGGUCCUGUCCUAGCUGAGCUGGCCAGGCCCCUCCGCAGGCCCUCGUCCAUGGGGGAGCUGACAUCCCUGGGCCGGCAGCUCCGGCCCACCACUACCACGGCAGCACCCGGUUCUGGCAGUGAAGGCCGACAUCCUGCCCUGCCCUCCUGGGGCAACCAUGAAGCCCGUGCCAGCCUGACACUGACCCUAUCAAGCAUCUAUGAUCGGUUCCUGCUGCCCCCUUCCCCACUGGAGACGCCUACAACACGUACCUGGUCUCAGGAGCCUGUGGCCACCCAGCCCUGUGCUACAGUCACAGCAGCCAGCUUCCUGCCCCCCAGCGCUGUGCAUAUGAGUGCCCUAAGGCAUCAUGACUCCUUUCUCCCAAGUCUCCCUGACCCCGAGCCCCUCCAUCCUCCCACCCACCCCAAUAGCUCCCAGGUUCCACAGACCAGGCCAGAGAUUCCUGGAAGCACUGCCUCCCUCCUGAAGCCCACCCAUGAUGCACUCGGUGUGGUCCAGAGCCUCCCUGGACACUGGAAGGAACCCAGCGUGCCAGCUGAGGUCCUGACCCCAGCUCCCCUUGAGCUAAGCAGUGUGGAAACCAUCGUGCACAGACUGCAGACUGCCUUCCAAGAAGCCCUUGACCUUUACUUUGUGGUGGCCUCCAGUGGCCAGGCCAGCACUGAGCAGCAACAGGCACAGACCGCACUGGCCUCCACCUUCCUUUGGAUCCACAGCCAGCUGGAGGCCAGCUGGCUGAGUGGGACAGAGAUGGCCCCAGCCCGGGCCCUGCCCAGCCCAGGUCCCCGCUCCCCACCUACACUCUGCCCCCUGGCCAGCCCAGAUUUACUGUCCCUGCUGGAACACUACUCGGAGCUGCUGGUGCAGGCUGUGCGGAGGAAGGCAGAGGAGGACUGA